Messenger RNA from Durotheca rogersii, 1635 nucleotides. RefSeq names its product ubiquitin-conjugating enzyme/RWD-like protein. The record is from RefSeq and is a predicted model, not a curated record. Gene Ontology annotation, molecular function: protein binding. Bases 607 to 1317 code for a protein of 236 amino acids. The transcript has 3 exons. Lineage: Eukaryota; Fungi; Ascomycota; Sordariomycetes; Xylariales; Xylariaceae.
GGUACCUUCAAUCUUGCAUGCAUUUUCGGACCGGGCGUCACGUAAGGACCGUGCCACCUCCUAAAAAUCCCCAGAGGUCGUUACCCUUCACGUUCCACACGGCAGCUGUAACCACCACCGAUCACCUGUUAGGCGGCCUACCUAACCUACAGCAUACGUCUACGUAGUUUUUUCUACCGAAUUCCGUGCUGGCGUCGAAUCCUGUCCACUUCGUCCGUCCCUAUCCUGCAACACCCGGCACGAGGCUAUGAAUAGUUCCCACCCCUUUCUAUUCCUCUCGCCAGAGCUUUACUUCCGCUUUCCUUUGCCGUGUUAGAUCUUCCUAUCUUCUGUAACUACCCCUUGCGCUUCUAUAUAAACAAGAGCAAGCUGCCAUAUCGUUGCUAGGCCUCCCGCUACCUGUUGCUCCUACCCCUACGCCUUCCUUCUCCUCCUCCUCCUCCCCCUUCCCUUGACAUACCCGCAAACCUACAGGGGUACAUCGAUUCUACGUAUCUGGCUACCCGACUACCGGUUCUGACGCGAUACACCGGCUCGAUACGGCGAAUACAGCCUCUUGCCACGCCGGCCUAGUCGAGAAAAGACGAAUAAAUCCCCGAGGAAGCAAUGGCGUCUAGUAGGGCACGUCGCGUGGCGAAGGAGCUAUCUGAUAUGGAAGCCGACUCCAAGACUUCUGGGAUUACCGCCCAGCCAGCCAAUAACACCGGCGACCUCACGCAUCUUAAGGCCCUCAUACCCGGCCCGCCAGGGACUCCAUACGAGGGCGGCCGGUUCAUCGUCGAUGUUAGGAUUCCGAGCGAAUAUCCAUUCCGACCUCCAGUGAUGAAGUUUGAUACCAAAGUUUGGCACCCGAACAUCAGUAGUCAGACCGGCGCGAUCUGUCUCGAUACCCUCAGCUCUGCCUGGUCCCCUGUCCUGACCAUCAAGUCAACACUCUUAUCUCUCCAGGGCCUUUUCGAAAGUCCAGAGCCCAAAGACCCUCAAGACGCCGAAGUAGCCAAGAUGAUGAUACACGAUAGAGAGGCAUUCAACAAAAAGGCUCACGAAUGGGCCGUCCUCCAUGCCGGUGCUCCUCGGAAUCCUAAUUUCCAGUCUGUCAACCCGCGAACCCCGAUUGUUCCUCAGCAAGUCGACGACAGCAGAUAUCAGGGCUACAACAAGGACCUCAUUAAUAGAUUCGUGAAUAUGGGGUUUGAUAUCGAUCGAGUCGUCGAAGCCUUUCAGUUUUUCGGUAUCGACCGACUAGAUGGUCAGGACUACGAGCUGGAGGAAGCUUACAUGGGUGACAUUACCGCCCGUUUACUAGGGGAGCCUUAGUAUAAUGUGCCUCUUUUUCGUCAACUGAUGAAUUGCAGCUAGCUGCCUUCUGUACAUCGCACGCCACGACUGGCGCAAUAGGCUGACAUGGUCGCGGUUGGUAUCGGAACCCGAGGACGAGAGCACGAUUCCUCGCAUUGGUAACAAAACUGGAGCGUCUGCACCAGGUGUGUCAGGAAUUAUGGCUAGAUGUAUCUUCACAGACUUCGGCACACGAGGAGUUCGGCGUCAAGGAUCAUCGGGUGAUAUUUCUAUUAUGUAUCUGCCGAAAUCCAGGUAGUCUUAGAAUAUGGUAAUAAACAUGCGUUCGGUCUCAUC